Molecule: messenger RNA, 528 nt
Organism: Parnassius apollo (apollo)
Lineage: Eukaryota; Metazoa; Arthropoda; Insecta; Lepidoptera; Papilionidae
Source: the annotation of a GenBank genome assembly
AUGGAACCAAAACUUAACCGUAAACACACCACUCCGCUGCUGCUGCGACGGAGGUGGAGGUGCGUGCGCUGGGCGGGCGCGUGGUGCGCGGAGCGGUGGGGGGGCGCGGCCACGCUCGCGUGUGAGGCGCGCUACGUGCCGCCCGCCCCGCCCGCUAUACUCCCGGCCGUCCUGCCGCCGCUACGGAUCCGCUGGCGUCACGCUGGUCACACCGUGGACACACAGAGUCCGGAGGGCGGUGUGUCGCUGGAGUCGGAGCGGUGGGCGGGCGGAGCGCGCUCGCGGCUCACGCUGGGUGCGCUGAACAGGCGUCAUGCGGGCCGCUGGCGCUGCGUGGUUGGUGCCCGUUCCGCCACCAUCUCGCUGCACGUGCUGCCCACCGCCGACAGCGACAUGGAAGCCAUGCAGCGCGACCAAGCGGUGGCCCGAGUGAGCAGUGACGCACGCUCGCUGCCACUUCAGUUGCACCCACUGCGCCCGCUGCUCCUGGCGCUGCUGCUGGCGCUGCACUUGUGCGCGCCCACGUGA